Molecule: messenger RNA, 4417 nt
Organism: Lytechinus variegatus (green sea urchin)
Lineage: Eukaryota; Metazoa; Echinodermata; Echinoidea; Temnopleuroida; Toxopneustidae
Product: pre-mRNA 3' end processing protein WDR33-like
Exons: 16
Coding region: 188-3466 (1092 amino acids)
Cellular component (GO): mRNA cleavage and polyadenylation specificity factor complex
Molecular function (GO): protein binding
Source: RefSeq, a predicted model, not a curated record
GCACUCUCCGAAAUCAAUACCCUAUAUUGCACGUACCCACAAUUCCUGAAACAACUAUGGCUGCAAGUAACUUCCGUCUGGUUCUUCUAACUCGGUAAAAAGAUAAUCAUUCCUCUGUAGAAGGAUGCACUAAUAUUUGAGGUCUACUUUAUCAGUGACAUUUUGUAUCUGGACCUUUGCGGUGACAAUGGAGGCAGCGGGGGGCCAGCCCAGGCAUCAGGGCCAUCAGAGCCAGCAAGGCCACCAGGGACAGUUCUUUCAUCAGCCGAGAUUACCAUAUUACCAAAUCAAGCCAAACUAUUACAAUAAUCACCAUCGCAGACAGCAUAGCCAUCACAGACAUCAGGAGCAUGUACCAACAAAUGCGACAACUUUUGACCAGAAGAGGAUGAAAAAUACCCUGCAACGGAGAACGGUCGAUUACAAUACUUCAGUCAUCAGAUAUCUCCAGGCAAGGAUUUGGCAACGGGACUACAAAGACGCAAGGAUGAUACAGCCAGAUCACUCAUAUAUAGGAAAUCUGAGUUUACCUCAUCAGAUGUUGGACAACCCUAUUAAUGCAGUAACAACUCGAUUUGUAAGGACAUCAACCAAUAAGGUCCGAUGCCCAAUAUUCUGUGUUGUGUGGACCCCUGAAGGAAGGAGACUGGUUACUGGAGCAUCCAGCGGAGAGUUUACUUUGUGGAACGGGCUUACCUUUAAUUUUGAAACCAUUCUUCAGGCCCAUGAGUGUGCUGUCAGAACGAUGACGUGGAGUCGCAAUGACAUGUGGCUGCUGACGGGAGACGACCAGGGUUUCAUCAAGUAUUGGCAGUCCAACAUGAACAACGUGCAGAUGUACCAGGCCCAUAAAGACCAGGCUGUACGAUGCGCAAGCUUUGCACCGUCAGAUUCCAAGUUCUGCACAUGCUCAGACGAUGGGACCGUUCGUAUCUGGGACUUUCUCCGCUGUCACGAAGAGAAGAUCCUUAGAGGUCAUGGUGCCGAUGUCCGUUGCGUCGACUGGCAUCCUAGCAAAGGCAUCGUCGUAUCCGGCAGCAAGGACUCCCAGCAACCGGUCAAACUCUGGGACCCUCGAACAGGGGAAGCACUGUGCACCCUCCAUGCUCACAAGUCGACAGUCAUGUCAGCAAAGUGGAACAUGAAUGGCAACUGGCUUCUCACAGCAUCUAGGGAUCAUCUGGUCAAGCUAUUCGAUAUCCGCAUGAUGAAGGAGUUAUUCACAUUCAGGGGCCAUAAGAAAGAAGCUACAGCCAUAGCAUGGCAUCCCAUACAUGAAGACAUGUUUGUAUCUGGUGGCUCGGAUGGUGGCAUCCUCUUCUGGCAAGUAGGGCAUGACAAGGAGAUUGGUGGUAUUGAAGAGGCACACGAAUCUAUCAUAUGGGGUUUGGCUUGGCAUCCAUUAGGCCACAUGCUGUGCUCAGGAUCCAACGAUCAUUCAACGAAAUUCUGGACAAGAAACAGGCCUGGUGAUAGGAUGCGAGACAGGUAUAAUCUGAACACUCUACCCAUCGGAACAUCUGAAGACCUGUUGGAGUUUGAUGAUGACACAACCUCAUUGCCAGUUAUUCCCGGGAUGGGAUUAGAAUAUGGUGUUGCAGACCAUCUCAAGAAAGAUGAACAAGUUCCCAUGCAAACAACAGAGGAGAACCUAGACACCUCCAUCCCUGGUCUUGAUUCGUCCAUCGAAGAGCUAGAGAAACUGAAACCCAAACCCCAGCGCAAGGUCCCCUACGCCAGGCCAGUCCCACAGAACUUCCUUGAUGAAUGGGAGGCCAACAAGGCACCGGGCGUGGCACCAAACAUCGAGGAAGAGAAACGGAAGAGGAAAGAGGAAGAGGAGAAGAAGAAACAGGAGGAGGAGAGGAAGAGAAUCGAGGAAGAGGCAAAGAGAAGAGCUGAGGAAGAAAAAAAGAGGAAGGAGACAGAAUUAAAGAUGAAAAUGGAGAGACCAGAGAAUUAUGGCCUAGUCGGCGUUCCAGACUUUGGAGGUAAUCCCAUAGAGGUCAUCAAGUUUAUUGCCAGGACACAGGGACCUAAAGCAGCUGAACAAGCUCUGGUCAAUUCAAUCCACUCAAACCUCCCCUCAGGUACUGUGUUACCCAUCAUCAAACCAAAUGUUAAUCCAAUCACUGUCCUACUUCAAGAAGGCCACAUCCCUCCGCACUUCGCCAAGCAACUGAGGGCUGGAGGUCUCCUGCCAUUUGAAGCAGUAAGAUGGCUUGACAUGAAGGAGGGAAAAACGGAAAAGCCUCUGCCAGCUCACCUAGCCAAGCUGCCCAUUGCCGUUCCACCAACCAAAAAGGCCAAGGUUGCCAACACUCCUGACAAACCAGCGAAAACGAAAAAGGAAAAAGAAACGUCCAAGGCUGCAAAGGCACCUUCUCCUGAAGGGGAUUCCACUCCUAAGAAUGGGACAGAUAGUAAAGGUCUGCUAGGAGUGAAGCCGUCAAGUGCAGGACCAAAACCAUCAGGUGCUGGUUUGUUGCCAGAUCCUGGUAAAAGUGGAGGUUUGUUGCCUGAGCCAGCAGGCACUCCGAGUACAAAGCCAAAACCCACACCACUUAUGCAGGUGCAACCAACGGAAGCAUUACUGCCUGAACCGCAACCAACAGAAGGAACGGGUGAUGUUGAUAUGAGACAAGCCCCUCGCCAUGGGGAUGUUGAUAUGAGACAAGGACCAAUGGGUGGAUCAUCAGCCCCACCGCUAGAACCGAGGAGUGGCCCCAUGAGUGGACCUCAAAUAAGACCAGGACCACCCGUGCAGGAGAUGCAGCGGAGAAAUGGACCUGUUAUGAGACAAUCUGAAGGCUUUGGACAGGACCGCGAUGAGCGAAUUCCAAGUGCAGGACAUGGGGAUGUUGAUUUGCGGCAAGAGCCUCAGCACUUAGAAAACAUGGGAGACAGAGACCUCCGGCAAGGUCCUCCGCAGCAUUUUAAUGGGCCCAGUAGUGAUCCUUUUGAUCAACAAAUGCCCAUGCAUGAUGUGGACAAUCGUAGGUUUCCUCCAACAAACCCCGAGGAUGAUACACUCCCUGGGCUUGGUGCAGAAGACCAAGACCUACGUAACAAACCUGUUCCUUUGAUGUCAAUUGGAAACCCCAUGUCAAGAACUCAAGAACCUCAGGAUACAGAUUUUAGACAUCCAAACCCCGGUGAAUACAGAAACCCUGCCAGAGAUUUCGAUGAGAGACAACUCCCAAUAAUGGAUCAUGAGGAAUUCCCACCUUUGCCUCACCGGAAGCGACCGUGGGAAGAAGAGGAAAUGGGUGGGCAGGAAGAUCCAACACUUUGGGAAGAGAAUCCUGAAGAGAUGGAGGAAGGACCAGGGUUUAGAGGUCGUGGUGGAUGGGGUAGGGGGAUGAGAGGACGUGGAGGAUUUAGACCGGAUAUGGGAAGGGGUGGCUUCAGGGGUAGGGGUCGAGGCUGGGGAAGAGGAAGGGGUAGGGGGAGGGGAAUGUGGUAGGAUGGUACUAAUGUAAAAUUCCAUACUUUCUUUUCAUGAUGCAAGUUUCUUUACUGGCUAUGGCAUCAGGGCUCCCUUAUUUCUGAAUAUUUUUGUUCUUUUUGUUGACUUGUCACUUCUAAUGAAAAUGAACAAAUGCUCCCUGACUUCAACAUUGUUCAUAUUCUACAUCUACAAAUCUCAUUGACACGUAUAUGUAAGUUUUAUCACAGGAGGUUACAGGCCCAAGUUAUUGGGCCUGUAAAAUUAUCAAAAUUAUUUUGACUUUGUUUUGGAUAUAUUAUAGAUGUAAAAUUUUGAGGCAAGAAGGUCCUGGGAAUGUUCAAUUCAUGCUGGCACAAUAUAUUGGACAUUGAUAGACUUUACAAAGGACAGGUUGCCAAGAUUUUAUAAACUUCAAAAUAGACCAACCAAAUUAAUAUAUGAGUCCAAUUAUUAUGAACUAUAAAUACAAGAUCUUCUGAUAAUCUUUUAUUUGUGAAAUUUCAGACUAAAAUUAGCCUGACUUAAAUGUAGCAUUUACUUUUAUUUUCAGCUCCUGUUUACAUAUUUAUUUUUUUUACACUGAAGAAUGAAAUUAUUUGCAUUUUUUCAGCCCUUCUUUUCUUCUGAUUGAUAUCCAACCAAAUCAGAAAUAUGCAUUUAAAACUUGCAAAUGCAUUGGAACGUAACUAUUCCUACAAUGGGCCCCUCGUGUAGAUUUUUUUUUAACGUUCUUAUCUCAUUUUCCAUGACAAUACUUCUCUUGGCCAAUCAGAUGCAACAAUUUUGGUAGCUUCAUAUCAUUUGUCGGUGAACAGUAAUGACAAGAUGCUUCAUGACAUUCUCCCUUGCCCUUGGUAAUAAAGUAUAAAGGUCCUGUCACAUUGUUCCGUGCAAGCAUUCCGUUUGGCUUACGCAUGACUAUUUUUGCUACAUUGACAGUAUCUUGCACUAUCUCAGAAUCAGACG